Molecule: messenger RNA, 592 nt
Organism: Paramecium sonneborni
Lineage: Eukaryota; Ciliophora; Oligohymenophorea; Peniculida; Parameciidae
Source: the annotation of a GenBank genome assembly
AUGGAAACAAAUUACUAAAAAGAAACUAAAAGAUCAUAAUAAAGUUUAUGUUAUUUUAUAUAAUAAUCCUUAAAAUGGCAAAAGUAAAAAAUUAAAGUACAUUUAAUACAUUUAGUUUUAGUUAAAUAAUUAAAUGAAGAUUCUUCGACAUUUAAUGGAAUGGAAUAUUUUGAGAGUUAAUAAUAGAAGGAAUAAAAAGAAAAGACUCCUGAAAAAGCAGAAAGUGUGUCUUCAAUUUUAGCUAAAGGAUCAUCGAGGGUAAGAUUCUCUAAUCUUCAUGAUCACAAUCGAUAAAAUGCUUAUAUAUUCCGAUUUGUGUCACUUUUUUAAAGAAAUUGAUGAAAUGCUUUUAUUUCUUCAAAGUUAAUAAAAACAGCCCUUCUUAAAUAUAAUUUAUGAAUUAUUGAGCCAAAAUUCAAAAAUUAAAGUCACCUAAUAAAUUAUUCAAUAAAUAUUGGAAAUCUUUGCUAAUGCUUAUGAUCUAAAUUGGACAUUAAAUGAAAAAUUAAUACAAUUAGAUAGGAGUGAUUUAAUCAUAAUCUCAUAUUUAAUUGGGAGAAUUUCUCCAUUACUUCAAACAACUAAUGUCUGA